AUGAUCCAGCACAAUUAUCACCAUGCAAUUUAUCAAUAUUAUAUAGAAAUCAAAAAAUACUUUGAUAAUAAUCCUGAUCUUCAAAAAGGUUACACUGGUGGUAUCAGAAGAUCUGAAAAGGCAAGGUCAAAGCUCUCGAACCUUUCUGAUAAUCAGUUCUUGGAGCUUUGUACUGAUGUCAAUGAUGAGUUAGAAAGACGUUUAGAUAUUGAAGCCAAGAAAAGCGGGAAACAUUUAGCACACGAUGAUACUUUCUUCGAUAAGAGAAAUCAAGCUAGGAGGAAGCUUGGAGACUUAUCCAUGGACAGAUUUCAUGAUUUGAUUACAGAUAUUAUACAUGAAGUUGAAAGAAGAGGAUUUCAUAAUGGUGAUGAUAUAUCAACAGCCAAACGCCAGCAAAUUAUGACUAAAUUCAGUUUUAUUCCAAACGAAGAGUAUGAAAAUGAAGCAAUAAAUAGAUCUUAUGCUGAUGAUUAUGAAAAUUUAGUAAAAUCCCCAGCUGAAUCGGUGCAGACGUCAUCAAUAAUGCCUGUAAAGGCCUCCAUUGAUUGGUCUUCGGAAGAAGAGACUGAUGUUGGUACUAGUGGACCAGAUCCUAAAGAACAAAAUGCUACCUUUAAAAUAGCAGGAGAAAGUUCAAAUCAAAAUAAAAGUUAUGAAACUGACUUAGAAUCUACUCAAAGUCUUGAAAAGAAAAUUGAGAAAGUGAUUUCAUCUUCAAACAACAGUGUCUCGUCAUUGGAAGAUACGAAAAUUGGUAAACCCGAGGUUGAAUAUUCUAAUGAUUAUUUGAUGAAAGAAAACGAACGUCUUAAAAAAGAAUUAGAGGUGCUCAAAGUCCAAAAAGUUCAAGGCAAAGGAGGCAGAAAUGAACAAGAUAGCCUGAGUCUUGAAAGUUUGAAGACUUUGAUCGAUAAAGAUGGCUACAUCCCUUUUUCGCUAGUCGAAAAAUAUCAUCAUUUAGCCAACACAUUUUUCCAGAAAUUAUAUGUGGAACAGCAUGAAGGGCCUCAUUUAAGUGAUGAAUAUCAGGAGCCAGUUGUCAUGAAUGGUACCAAGUUGUUCAAGCUAAUCUUCCAACUUUCAAAGGUGAUAUCAGAUAUUAUAUUAUUAGUGGACUUGCCAGAGUAUCAAUUACAGGUUAAACUACUACGAACUUCAAUAUCACAUGCUAUAACAUCUUUAAGAUACUAUUCACAGUAUUCAAAUCUUUUACCAAAAAUGACAGUUAGCGUUGCAAUUUCAGACAUUAGUUUUGCCCUUUGUAAUUUGAUCGGAACUGUGAAACUUAAAGAUGAAAAGUGCGCAAAUAUUGGCAAUGAAAAUAUCUCCUUUCCGGCCCAAGACUUUCCUAUAAAUGGAGAUAAUAUUCACAAUGACAAUGAAGCAUCGCCCGUGAAACCACUGAAAUUUACACAAAAAGUUAACAGUAAUACCGAUAUUAGCUCUGAUGACAGUCGAUCUUCAACUUUGAAAGGCAGUCAUAGAAAGGGACUUUUUAAGGCAUUAAUAGACUAUACAACACCAACUAAAAAGGGCUCCUCUGAAAAGAAAGCUCAAGGUGUAAGAGAUCCAGAUUUGGUGGCAGACAACCCAAUAAUGAGAAAUGCUGAAACAUCCUCACUCUAUAUCGAUUCGAAGUCAUUAACAGUAGAUAUCCCUGAAAGUCCAACUUCAUCGAAUGAAGACUCUGAUGAAUUUGAUUUUAUGCGCUUUCAAGAUAGAGACCAUGAGUUAGAAUUUGAAAAAUUUGAUGAUUGGGAAACAUCAAACAAACAGAGAGAAAUCGAAAUUGCUUCAAAUUGA
Molecule: messenger RNA, 1806 nt
Organism: Kazachstania africana CBS 2517
Lineage: Eukaryota; Fungi; Ascomycota; Saccharomycetes; Saccharomycetales; Saccharomycetaceae
Exons: 1
Coding region: 1-1806 (601 amino acids)
Biological process (GO): mating projection formation; pseudohyphal growth; invasive filamentous growth
Cellular component (GO): cell cortex of growing cell tip; cellular bud tip; mating projection tip
Molecular function (GO): MAP kinase scaffold activity
Source: RefSeq, a predicted model, not a curated record